AUGACACAGCUUACUCUCUUUUCUUGCAGAGGAAUACUUUACGAUGUUGGAAAAAAUGAGCAAAAAAGCGAAGAACAUCUUGAUUACAACCCUAAUGGUAGAGUUCCUACAUUAAUUGAUCAUCAAAACAAUGGCUAUGCGAUUUGGGAGUCGGCUGCUAUUUUGGCAUACUUGACAGACAAACAGGGUGCCAUUUGGGGACAAGCAGGCUGGUUGAACUUUUUUCAUCCAGAACCUGUUGCGUCGGCCGUUACUAGAUACAGAAACGAAACAAAGCGUGUGCUCGGUGUUUUAGAAAGAAUUCUCCAAAACAAAGACUAUCUCGUUACUGACAAGUACACGAUCGCCGACAUGUCUUUUAUUAAUUGGAACGAUUUGCUACCUCCGCUUUUUGGAAAAGGAAGGCAUGAAUUCAAAGAAGAUCUUCCACAAUUGGAUUUCGAAAAGGAGUUUUCCAAGACCUAUGCUUGGCAUCAAAGUCUUACGGAGCGUCCUGCUGUUGCUGCCAUCCUGAAGGAAUGGGAACAAUCUCGUCAACAAUAA
Messenger RNA from Schizosaccharomyces cryophilus OY26, 543 nucleotides. Its product is annotated as glutathione S-transferase Gst2. The transcript is spliced from 3 exons. Bases 1 to 543 code for a protein of 180 amino acids. Lineage: Eukaryota; Fungi; Ascomycota; Schizosaccharomycetes; Schizosaccharomycetales; Schizosaccharomycetaceae. The record is from RefSeq and is a predicted model, not a curated record.